Messenger RNA from Darwinula stevensoni, 2894 nucleotides. The record is from the annotation of a GenBank genome assembly. NCBI's taxonomy places the organism in Eukaryota, Metazoa, Arthropoda, Ostracoda, Podocopida, Darwinulidae.
AAAUAAUUUUCAAACAGGUAUUCAAAGUCCAGAGCUUGGAGACUUGAAAUGGGUGAUAGUGAUGACGAUUAUGACCGGCGGAGUAGGGAUAAAUUCCGCAGGGAGAGGCGUGAUUACACCAGUGAAAGGGGAACUGCUGCCAGAGGAGAAUGGGAAGGGGGUUCCUGGGGACGUGGAGGUCAGCGAAGAGACUAUCGGACUAUUGAUUAUAACAAGUUUGAAAAUGACAGACGUUACAGCCCUGGCAGAAGCCAUGACAUGAGUCCUCCUGCUCCAAAAAGGAUGCGUUCUGAUUGGGAGGGGAGAAGCUAUGGAACCUAUGACUCCGGCUAUUCAUCAUAUGGAAGUCAUUACCAUCAAGAUACAUCACAGUCGUAUGGAUCUUCUUAUGGAACAACUUCGAGUCAUUCACGGAAUUCUGGGAGUUCUACGAGGAACCCUGUUCCUGAGGUAGACUAUCCCACUCAGCCACCCAUGAUGAGCUUCAAGGCCUUCCUCCAGACGCAGGAUGAUUCGAUCUCGGAUGAUGAUGCCAUUCGCAAGUAUGGUGAAUACAAGCUGGAUUUCAAGCGCCAGCAACUUCAUGAAUUCUUCCUUGCACACAAGGAAGAGGAAUGGUUCAAAGGCAAGUAUCACCCUGAAGACAGUACCAAGAGGAAUGAGGAACACCUGUCUGCUGUCAAGCACCGUCUGGAGGUCUUCAAUGACCUGAUGGAGCAAAGCACCUUCUCUCAACUCAGUUGUGAUGCUGACCAAACAGAUUUACUUUUGAAGCUGCUUGAUUCAGUUGUCAUUAAGUUGGAAGGGGGGACUGAUUUUGACUUGAAUGUCCUUGAUGAAGUUCUACUAGAGAGGUCCAUUGAAGAAUUGGACAAGGAAAACAUGCAGAAGGACGUUGUGAAAAAGGAGGUGGCUGAAGAGGACCUGCAAGCAAAAACCAAGGAUUUCUUGAACAAGAAGAUUUCUGGAGGAACAAAGAAGCGAAAGAAGAAGGAAAGGCGGUAUGAGAGUGGCAGUGAUGAUGACGAAAGUGACAGUGAAGAUGAAGAGGAGAAUGAAGAAGAGAGUGAACCUGCACCUCCUGGAAUGGAAUCUUUGGUGCCACCUGGUGGAGAUACAGAGAAGCAAGCUGUAGGGGAAGGUGAAAGUAUGGAAGAAGGUGAAGUGAAGAAGAAAGGAAUUGAGGACAUGAAGGAAGAAGGAGAAGAGGGAGAAGACAUGGAAAAGGAUGAAAAAGAUCAUGAAGGUGUAGUGAAGCAGGAAGUGAAGGAAGAAGGAAAAGAACAGGAGGAAGAAGUGAAGGAGAAGCAUGUAGCAGAGGUAGAAGGGGCUGGACAGGUGGAGGCAGAAGAAAAGAAGCCAAGGGCUUUUCACAAGACAGCUUCCAUCUUUCUCAGAAACCUUGCACCCAACAUCACCAAACAGGAAGUUGAAGCUAUGUGCAAGCGGUUUAAUGGCUUUCUGAGGGCAGCCAUCGCAGACCCUCAGCCUGAAAGGCGAUGGUACCGUCGAGGAUGGGUCACCUUUGAUCGAACUGUCAACAUCAAGGAGAUCUGUUGGAAUCUGAACAACAUCCGAUUGAGGGAUACUGAACUGGGAGCAAUCGUGAACCGUGAUCUGACUCGCCGUAUUCGGACUGUGAAUGGUAUCACAUGCCUCAAACAAGUGAUGCGCCAAGACAUUAAAGUGGCAGCUAAAGUUGUCCAAAAUCUUGAUGCCAAGUUUGGGCUUUGGGGAGAGUCACACAAGGAUGCCCGAGAUGCUGAUCUUCCAAUUUCCUUUGGCAUGGUGUCAAACAAUCCCUUUCUGAAGAACAUCACAGAGCAUUUGAUUGAGGAGGCAUCAGCAGAAGAGGAAGAGUUGCUUGGUGAGGUUGUGCACGAUGAUGAAGAAGCCAAGAAGACCAAUGGAGAGGUUGAUGAUAAUGACCCCAAGAAUUCUGCUUGUGAAAGAGAUGAAGGGCUUGCCAAGGUCCUUGAUCGGCUGAUCCUGUACUUGCGUAUCGUGCACUCUGUGGACUACUACAACCAUAGUGAGUACCCACAUGAGGAUGAGAUGCCAAACCGAUGUGGGAUCAUGCAUGUUCGUGGCUCACCACCUAUGUCCCGUGUCACCCAGAAGGAAAUUUCUGACUACUUGGCCAAUUUUGAAAACAAGAUCAAGCCCUUUUUACAGAUGAUAGAGAAACUCUCGGAGGAGGAAGCAAAGAAGCUUGGACUGAAGGAUGCUGACACUGAGGUGGAAAAGUUCAUUCAGGCCAACACCCAAGAGCUUGCAAAGGACAAGUGGCUCUGUCCUCUCAGUGGAAAGAAGUUCAAAGGCCCAGAUUUUGUGCGCAAGCACAUCUUCAAUAAGCAUGCGGAAAAAGUGGAUGAAGUGAAGAAGGAGGUGCUGUAUUUCAACAACUAUGUGAGAGAUACAAAGAGACCACAGCUGCCAGAACAUCCAUCAACUAAGUCAGGGGGAUCCAAGACACCACAGCAGGCCCAGGCAACUCCUGAAGCACGUCCUCCUGCCCCUCCAGAUCCUUACUACCAGUCUCAGUACGGUGGCUAUGGAUACGGUCGUCCAUAUGGUGGAUUAGGAACUCAAGCUUACAGUGGAGGAUAUGGGAGGGAGUAUCCACCAGCUUAUUCCAGAGGACGUGGAGGCUAUGGUCGUAGGGAUAGAAUGCAUUCCUACAAGGACCUGGAUGCCCCACCUGCCGAGGAAGUGCUGUCUGUCGACUCCUUGAUGGCCAGAGUGCUUCCAGAUGGUGGAGGCUGAUGGGCCUGGGGGAUCAUGAUUUUAUUGGACGAAGAAAAUCCAUGCAAGAUGAAAUCUGUUGAAGUGCAAGCUCACGCGUUUGAUUUUGAGUCUCUGAAAGUAUGCAGUCCAUAAUAAAAUAUUCCCAC